UAUCCGAGGCACAAUAUAUCUUUGUAGUAAAAGAACAUUAUAUGAGGAAAAGCAUAUUCGAUUAUCCCACAUCAAAUUCUUUUACGAUCUCAUUAUUCAUUAUAAAAUAAAGCACUUCAUAUUAAACAAUACUCAAAUCUCAUUAUAAAACAAAAUCAAUUGUAUAACUUGAUAUUUUCGUAAGCAUCAAACUUCCCCCCUUCUCCUUCUUUCAACACCCAGUAAUAUCAUCAGUUUGAGCACAGAAAACGCAUAAAAUUAUGUCAAAGCUCUGAAACCAAUCAACAAUGGCGUUAAUUUAUUUGACUUUCUCUCUCCUACUAUUUUCUCUCUCCUCUUCUUCAGCUCAAAUCCCGACCACUCUUGAUGGCCCGUUUAAGCCCGUUACUAUGCCGUACGAUGUCAGCUUGCGCGGCAACGCCGUCGAUUUGCCGCCGUCUGAUAUUAGGGUUCAGCGCCAUGUUAAUGGGUUUCAACCUGAGCAGAUUUCUGUCACUCUUUCUUCUGAUUAUCAUUCCGUUUGGAUUUCUUGGAUCACAGGGGAAUUCCAGAUUGGAUAUGACAUAAAGCCGUUGAAUCCUGAAUCUGUCAAGAGUGUUGUUCAUUUUGGGGCAUUGCAGCACACAUUAACUCAUGAAGCAACUGGAUAUUCUCAAAUUUACAGUCAGCUUUAUCCUUAUGAAGGCCUUCAGAAUUAUACUUCUGGAAUAAUCCACCAUGUUCGUCUCACAGGGUUGAAACCUAAUGCAUUGUACUACUAUCGAUGUGGAGAUCCCUCAAUACCAGCCAUGAGCGGCCUGUUCCAUUUCAAGACUAUGCCUAUUCCUGGACCUCAUAAUUAUCCUGGAAAAAUUGCAAUUGUUGGUGACUUGGGUCUUACAUAUAACACAACAGCCACCAUUAGUCACAUAUCUAGCAAUCAACCAGAUCUUCUUCUCCUGGUUGGUGAUGUGACUUAUGCAAACCUGUAUCUCACUAAUGGAACUGGCUCUGAUUGUUAUUCCUGCUCUUUUCCAGAAAGCCCCAUUCAUGAAACGUACCAGCCCCGUUGGGAUUAUUGGGGAAGGUUCAUGCAGAAUUUGAUAUCUAGGGUUCCGAUAAUGGUGGUUGAAGGAAAUCAUGAAAUAGAGGAACAAGUUGAUCAUAAAACUUUUGAAGCAUACAGUUCCCGAUUUGCUUUUCCAUCAAAAGAGAGCGGAUCAACAUCUACAUUUUACUAUUCGUUUAAUGCCGGGGGAAUACAUUUCAUAAUGCUCGGGGCUUAUAUUGCUUACAAUGAAUCAGCUGAUCAAUACAAAUGGUUGGAGAGAGACUUGGCUAAAGUUGACCGAGAUGUGACUCCAUGGCUUGUUGUUGCAUGGCAUCCACCAUGGUACACUUCUUACAAAGCUCAUUACAGAGAAGCAGAGUGCAUGAGAGUUGCAAUGGAAGACUUGCUAUAUUCCUAUGGUGUAGAUGCAGUCUUCAACGGACACGUACAUGCCUAUGAGAGAUCAAACAGGGUAUAUAAUUAUACCCUAGAUCCUUGUGCUCCUAUUCACAUCACAAUAAGGGAUGGGGGUAAUCGAGAGAAGAUGGCAGUUGAGCAUGCUGAUGAGCCUGGAAAUUGCCCUGAGCCAUCAACGACUCCAGAUAAAUUCAUGGGUGGCUUAUGUGCUGCAAACUUUACGUCUGGUCCAGCUGCAGGCAACUUCUGCUGGGAUCGUCAGCCAGAUUUCAGCGCAUACAGAGAGAGUAGCUUUGGCCAUGGAAUUCUAGAGGUGAAAAAUGCAACUUAUGCCCUUUGGACUUGGUACAGAAAUCAAGAUAGUGAGAAAGUGGCUGGAGAUCAGAUUUACAUAGUGAGGCAGCCAGAUGCCUGCCCUAACCAACGCAAGGUAACUAAAGGGUGGUCUGAUGCUAGAUAAAUUACUCGGAAGCAAUGGUGGAUAUUUGUUGGGCGUGUUGUCUAAAUUAUGCAUAUAUAUAUCAUGGCUUAGUGGGUACAUGUCCAACUUUUACAUUAAAGUUCAAGGUAUCAAAUAUUGGCUCUUUAUUAAUGGUCCAAGAUUAGCCACUGCUCAGAAGACUCGGGAUAAUUGUACUCUGGUAGGUUAGAAAAAGAAAACUCUCACGUUGCCACCCAGAUCUUAGACUGGUGAUAAAACGCGGCCCCAAUUCCAUAGGCUGUAGGUAGUUUUGUAUUGAAGAAAGUCAUGGAGUAUUAUAAUGGUGGAGCACCUCAUUUUUUCCCCGAUAGGUUACUUCUGGCAUUGGCCAAUAUUGUUGUUGUAUCAUUAGUGAUUUGUUAGAAAGAUGUAAUUUGGAGUAUGCUGCUUUUGUACAUACGCUAUUGAAUUCUAAUUAUAAUUUACCUCAUUUACAGCGUGAAGUAUUUUUUUCA
Chenopodium quinoa (quinoa) is the source of this 2383-nucleotide messenger RNA. RefSeq names its product purple acid phosphatase 15-like. NCBI's taxonomy places the organism in Eukaryota, Viridiplantae, Streptophyta, Magnoliopsida, Caryophyllales, Amaranthaceae. The record is from RefSeq and is a predicted model, not a curated record. Bases 288 to 1907 code for a protein of 539 amino acids. Gene Ontology annotation, molecular function: acid phosphatase activity; metal ion binding. The transcript has 7 exons.